This is a messenger RNA of Pelobates cultripes (western spadefoot toad), 20295 nucleotides long. Lineage: Eukaryota; Metazoa; Chordata; Amphibia; Anura; Pelobatidae. The record is from the annotation of a GenBank genome assembly.
GUUUGACUCUCUGUCCCACCCGUAGACAGUGGUUACUAUGAGUGACUGGUCAGAUGGCCAAUAAGAGAUUUCUUCUGAAGGACAACCGCCAAUAGAAAGGUAGAGGGGCGGAGCCCAGGAAGUACUCAUCAAGUUGCUCGUUAGCUCGGUGUGUAGCAUUUACUUUCUCCUUGGGGUGUUUUUUUGUGUGCAGAUUUUGGACUUUGGCUCCUCAGUCGUUAUGGUUUGCCAAACCCUUGCUCCAGGCAGCUGAGCAUCUUGGGAAAGGUAGUUCACAGCAGCUUGGGCUACCAAAUGCUUGAGAUAAGAGAGAAAAGGGUAGAUCCCAGAUGUAGAACUACAAAUCCCAUGAUGCUCCGCUUAUGCUUAGAAUGGCAAAGCAUUACGGAAGUUGUAGUUUUAAAACCUCUGGAAAGUCUACCUUUUGAGUACCCCUGCUGUAAAUGUGUUUAUAUUGCUGUAAAUGUGUUUGUGUUUAUAUUGCUGUCUCCCCAUGUAGUUUGAUUACUGCUGUGCUUACAAGGGCUCACUUAUUCCUGUACACUUUAAUAAUGCAUGCAGGAGGGCCUGUGAUCAGUAACCUGUAAUCUCUAUUCAAUGCAUUCCUAAAAUGUGCAGGUUUUUUAUGUCCCUGGUUGAGUUGACAAAUUAAAAAAACAAACAAAAAAAAAACGUUUAUUUACUGAAAACCGCAUAUUUGGAACUUUUUUUUUUUUUGCAAACUUUUUGUAUUUGAAUGGUUUGAAAAAUACUCUGUUGAACCAGUUUUGUAGACAAGACUACUCAGAUUUGCAAACCUAAUGGCAAAAAAAAGUAGAUUAAAGGGAGAAAAAAAUAAAAAUAAUCUCAUCUUUAGUAUUUAAAUUCGCUCCAGUUUAGAUUAUAGUGACUAUGAUCUAAACUGUAGUGAAUUUAAAUACUAUAACGGAGAUUUUAAUUUAUUUAUUUUUCCCUUUAAUCUACCCUUUUUUUUUCUGUUAGGUUUGCAAAUCUGAGUUUGGUCCGUGACCCUGAAAUUGUGAUAAGACCUUAUGUGUAGUAACAUUCAUUUACAUUCAUACAGCCAGAUCACAACUGUUAACUUCAAUAUCAUCCUUGACUAAGUGAGACCCAUCCACUAUAAUUCCACAAUCCUUAUGUAUAAGCAGCAUCUGCUUGGACCAGAGAUCAACAAUACAGGUGGUCUCACGCUAGGUGGAUCAGGCUACUGUGAGAAGUCUGCCUUGGUGCUAAAAUAAAGGUGUUUUGUUGUCUUGAUUGAGUGGCCCUUUAAAAGGCACCAAAACCACAUCAUGUCAGUUUAAGUGGCUAUGGUGCCCAUAGUCCACCACCACCUUCUUAUCGUUAAGCGUUAAAUUGUUUAAAAAGAGUUUAGCACUCAAGUGGACUGCCUCCAGUGCUGGUUUGCCUUCUCUCCUCUGGCUGUUUUGUAAAUGUAGCAAAUUACGUCCUCAACCUAUCACAGCCUGCUGAUAGUGAGUAAUGCCUCCGCAAUGUAUGUAUAUAUUUAAAGCCCUACUCGCUAUGGGCAGUAAGUGGAAGGCAGAGGGCAUCAGCUAUUGCUCUCAGCCAACCAUGUCUGCAUAAGUAACUCUUUCUGCAUUUAAGAGCAGCUGGAGAUGAGAAAGCUUGACCGAUGCCUUGGUGAAUACAUUUAGGUGUUUCAAUAUAUUGACAUACACUUGUAUGCUGUUUACGUGCAUAUUAUCACCGCUUUAACCUGUCUCAUACUAGGUUUGGGGUUUUUGUUUUGUGAGCAGUGUUCUUACAUCUUUUAUACUUUGCAGAAUGUGCUGUGUCCAGUACCUACUGUUGACUGUCCUGUGAUUCCUGGCUUAUGGGAUAUGUUCAGGAUUCCAGUGGUUGCUUUUUCGUUGACUCGUUACGUGUGCACAGUAGGUGGUAAUACAAGUAGUGCUUUAUCGAAAAUGUUUUAUGCUGUCAAAAGAGGGCGCACUCCUGGAGUCUAUAACACUUGGUAAGAACGGCAGUAAAUUAAUUUGGAGGUUUGUACCUGGUAACAUGCUAGAACUGAAAGAAUAAUGAAAGUUUAAUCUCAAACCUGUUUAUUUUUUAGUUAUCCUUACUCGCAGUAAACUGGCAGACGUGAUAGUAUUAAAGGAACACUAUAGGCAUCAAAACAACUUUAGCUUAAUGAAGCAGUUUUAGUGUAUAGAUCACGGACAGGCAACCAUCGGUACCCCAGAUGUUGUGGACUUCAUCUCCCUUGAUGCUUUGCCAGCAUUGUGGCUGUAAGAGCAUUAUGGGAGAUGUAGUCCAACACAUCUGGAGUGCGGAAUGUUGCCUGCACGAGUCAGUGUGUGUGUGGGUCUGCGUGAGUGGGUGGAACGAAUGGAGCGGCAACUUUUUUUUUUUUUCACCUAGGGCGGCAAAAAUCCUUGCACGGGCCCUGAGUGUAUACGUUCGAUGACUCUUCGCAGGAUGUGUUUAGGAAGGCUGUGCAAUUCACAUGCAGGGAGGUGAGGGUUGCAUAGACAAAGUGAAUUAACUUCUAAAUGGCAGAAAAUUGAGCAAUUUGACUGCAGGGGCAUGAUCUAUACAUGAAAAUGAUUUUAUAAAGCUAAAGUUGUUUUGUUGACUAUAGUGUCCCUUUAAUAAAGUGAUUUCAUUGUAUACAUCAUGCCCUGGCACUCCUAGCUCCACUUUUCUGCCAGUUAGGAGUCUACUAAAUAAACUUAUUUCUGUCUUUGCAGCCCUCCCCUAACUGUGACUCACACAACAUGUAUGCAGGAAAGAAAAAGGUUUCAUUUUCAAUCAGAUGUUAAAGGGACACUCAUGUCACCAUAACAACUUUAUCUAAAUGUGUGCUGGAGAUGCAACUAGGUUCUGGCUAAAAACUCAUUAAUUUAUUAAUUCACUCAUGCUGCAUUGAUGCAUUUAUAUAUUUCAGUUGUUUGUUUUAGUAGUUAUUUUAAAUAGAUUUUGUUAUGCUUAAUAUUCAUAACAGAAAUCCAACAUUUUUGGUAAAGUCAUUUGUCUUAUUUAGUUUUAAGAUGAUGAUUUAUCCACUACAAUGAAUCCAUGAUUGUAUUUCAUAGUCAGUAGCUCUGACAGUUGUAUAACUUGAGUUUUGGCUAUUCCAGGGAUGAAUGUAAAGCUCAAGUGGACCGCUUCCCGUCGGCUAGGUACAAGAAAUUUGCUGCAGAGAAUGAAGCCUGGGAGUUUGUUAGAAGUACACAGGAAGCUCAGACACUGAACACAGACGGUAAAUGAUCACUAUGUUUUCUAAACCAAUAAUAUACUGAAUACAUUUCCCAUAACUUAUAUUAUCAAGGCAGAUGGCACUAACAUCAUGAUGUUCCUGAAAGGGUUAAUGCUGUUCUUGACUCAACUCUUCUCGAUUCUCCGGUCACCACAUCAAUUGACGGGAGUUCUUGUUUAGCAGAUUAAGACACAGACAUGAAAGAGUGCUUAACAAGUUCUCAGGGAGUAUAUUUUCAGGGCUAGCAUUUAUACACAGUUUGUCACGCAAGCAGCGAGAUUUAUCGUUUACUUGUAGUUAAUAGUACAUACUUGUCUGACAUUAAAAGAUAAGCAUUUGAAUAAAGGCGGGACAGGAACAUCCUGAGGUCGAGCGAGGUCAUGCAUCCUGUAGAAGGGAGGCCUCUCAAAAGCAUGUUACAGAAUACAUCUGCCAAGGUCAGCAUAAUUAUUUCAAACAUUAUUUUAAAGCAUUUAAAGCAAAAAGUUAACUAUUUCAUAUCAUUACAGUUCCAUUGAUGGUUUUCCUCAGUGAUACAGGAUUUGUUACCAUUUGUGUACGUUCACGUAUAAGUGCCUUCUAACUUGUCAAAGUCCUAAUCCAAUACAACUGGGUGGGGCAGGAAAAUUGUUGCUUCUGAAUGUGGACUGUGAAUAUGUAAAUGUGAAUUUGCCAGCAUGCUUUUAGCCUUAGCCAGCCAGUAAGCCUACAUGUGUAGAGCAUUGGAAAAUUGCAUGCAUGCACAGAAAAGUCUGUAUGAGUUGUUUGUUUGUGUGGAUUUUUUUUGUUUUGUUUUUUAACGCUAUGCUACCUUGCAUUUGGAGUAUUAAAGGGACACUAUAGUCACCUGAACAACUACAGCUUAAUGUAAUUGUUCUGGUGAGUAUAAUCAUUGUCUUCUGGCAUUUUCAUGCAAACUGUUUACAUUCCACCCUUAGGGACACCUCCAAGUGCCCACUCCUCAGAUGGCCACUGGAGGUACUUCCUGGGGCAAUGCUGCACAGUAGGCAGCACUGCCCUUCAGCGUCUUCACGCUCUGCAUGGGGAUGCUGAAUUUUCUUCAUAGAAAAUAUGAGAAGGUGCUGAUUGGCUAAAACAGUGUGGUCACGCCACCUUGCCAAUUUUUAACCAAUCCAAUGCUUUCCCUAUGGGCAAUUCUGAUAUCACCAAGGAGGCGGAACAGGGGCAAAGCCGGCAGACUUUUAUUCUUUAUUUUGGUUGUGCAUGGAUGGUACAGUAUCGCAUUUCAAAUUGUUAAGCAACGUCAAACAAUUUUAACUGUCAUGAGAAAGUUCAACAAUAAUAGCUUAUUCUGCAAAUUUUUAUGGUUUCUUACAAAGUGUUGAGACACAAUGCACGUGUGGGGUCCUCAAGCUGAUUGCAGGGCUAAACUAGUGUAUGGGCGCUGUGUGAGUUUGAACACAAGUUGAGACAUAUAUAGGUUACAGGUUUGUGUUAUCUCUGCUUUGUAUCAGCUCGCAGUAGUGCUGAUUCAAAUGUGGGGGUACCUACUGAUAAGUGCUGAGUAAAUGUGUGUAUUGCGGGACUGUUAAAGAGCCGUAGCUGAGAUAUCUGUAUCAGUGUACACGGGCUUGUGAGAAAGGCAAUUAUGGGGUUAAAAUUGUAUGGCUUCCUGUGUGCAUCUGGUAGUGUCAGAGCUUUAGGCAUGUUGUGGGUUAUUUACACUGUUGUCUAGGGUGUUGCAUUGCCUUAGUCCUGGGAGACAACUCGAGUGUCCACUUGGGGAUGCUCAGCCGAUGCCUGUUAAUGGCUGGCCAGUAGGCACCAGAGGCUGAAGUCCAUGUUGGUGAAUGAGCUUGUCGGAUAGGUCGGCCUCUGCUGCUCUUGGUGUCGUGCUGGGGCCGCCAUUAGGAAGUGUGAGAGAUGCAAGUAUUGGGGGUAUUGCAGGGGUAGCCUCCGGGCGAGUCCCUUUUGAGGUUUUAGGCGACUCACCCGUGGUCGAGCGUUUAGGUGUUGGGGUUUGUUUCGGGCUUCCCGCCUCCUUCUCCCUGCUGUCCAGGUCCCUCUCGGAUUUCAUUUCGUUUUUGCGUGCUUCUGUUUGGGGUUUCUUGGGGCUGAUGCCACUGGUGCUUCCUCUGGGGUGACCCUGCGGCUAAUUAUCUUGGCCCAGAAGUUUGCAAACAGUCGGUCUUGCCUCUCCCACAGUGGGAGCAGGCAGGCCUCGGGUGCUGAGGUCCGCGUGGCUGCCGCCAUUUUGGCUGUCUCUGGCCCCGCGGAUUUGGUGAGCCGAUGUUGGUACCUCCAUCUAGGGCCACAUGCUUUGGUUGCCGGCCGUCUCCCCUGUGCCUUCUGGGUGGGCCACAGGUAGGCCUCAGGUCUCUCUACUGGUCACGGUCGCCUGUUGGGCUCAGGGUCUCAAUUUAACUCCUUCUCCAUGUUGUACCCUUGUCUCUGGGGCUGAAGGGCAGUCUCUGUGUGGAGAACUGUAGUAUUUUAUAGCAGGUUUUGUUUCCGGAGCUCAUCUAUAGUGCGGCCGCUCUGUUCGUCGUUCAGGCUCUGCCACUUUUAAUUCCUUUUUAAGGAGGUUAAGAGGGGGAGGGGGAGGUUAACCACCUAAAUGUUGGGUUUAACAGUAUAGGGUCAGGAAUACAUGUUUGUGUUCCUGACCCUAUAGUGUUCCUUUAAAUUAUAUUUUGAGAAUUUGGUUUAGAAUAAAGAUGCAGUAAUUUGGCUCUGGCAGUUCUGAUGCGUACAGCUGGCUACUACAUAUUUAUAUUUUAUUCACGAAAUUUCAAAUUGGAUAUUUUAGCCUAAUUGUAAUUUAGUUUUUUAAAUUGUGACUAUAGAUGAGUUGUAGGAUAUAAAUUAUUAUUUUUUUUUUUCCACUCUUAAAAUUCUGUGUUUACUGAAUAAACCUAUGUGUGAAUUAAUAAAGCAGAAAGCAUCAGAAAAGAGAUGGCUAUUAAAGGGACACAGUAAGGACCAUGACCAUGGGAACUAUACACCCCCUGUUCUGCAUUAAACGUUUUCCAAGCAGUUUGAAACAAAAUGAGGGCCCCCAGGAAUCUCUGGUCUGGUCCAAUUGCUUGCCGCGUUAAUUUAACAUGUACACUUCUACAUUCGUAACCUUUUUUGUUAAAAUUUGGUUGGUAUUGGUUGGCUGAGUGUCGUCCGAUGUGUUUUUUGGUUGGCGGAACCAUCCAAAUUUGUCCAAUAUUCAGUCCUGGUCUGUAGUAUAACUUUCAUUUUAUCAGUAGGGUCGUAUGGGAGGGGCCCGGCUGUGAGCGCCCAAAAAGCUUUUCUUUGUGUAAUACUCUUUUGAAAAUUAUUUGACACUGUAUAAGGGGCCAUACCAUACAGUUUUUAAACCUAUCUCUUCAUCAAACUACUCAAACAAUUUUUUUUUUUCUGGCACAAUAUCUUCAAUCCCCCCCCCCCCCUUGGUCCUUAAGGGGUUAAGCAGGAUUCUUCCCUUUUUUUAAAUUGUUUUUUAAUUUUUUUUUAAUUUUUUUUUUUUAAACCAAGUUUUGUUCUGGUGUUAACUUUUACAUGUUAUUAGUUCUAUUGAAUAUAUUGUCUUUACACACAAUAAAGAUUGUAGAAUCUGAAUUAUUUUUUUUUUUUUUUUAAUAUAUUUAUGGUUUUGUUGUUGCCAAAGAAGAAUAUAUUACACUUAUUUUGUAGAUGGUUGUGGAAAGCAGACCUCUUCACCAGCAAAGUCAUCAGAAUCUCAUUCAAAACGAUCAUAUUGUGCAAAGAGACCACUUAACCCAUCUCUGAGCUCUUCUGAGACAGGACAACCUGCCAAACGCACCAAGCUCAUUGAUAUCAGUUCCUUGCCAUCUUUAAAUAAUGGAACAUUUAACUACAUGGGUAAGACAAUGUGUUAUUUCAGACUUGCCUUUCAUUUGGUUGAGUUGCAUUUAUAUGAUGUUGUAUACGUUGUGCAUAACUCUAUUGUAAAUCAUGGGUAUCCAACAGCGAUUGUAGAGCAGCUUCACACGAUUGAUGCUCUUUGAUAAAGCCUUCUCAUAAAUUGCAUAACAUAGGCUUUUGCCUACAGCUUUGAACUUGCCAUGAACUGUUAGCAAUGUAAUAAUGUCAUCUGUUCACAAAUUGCCUUACUGCUUUACACAAAUUGCUGGCAAACGUUUAUUUUGUAAAAUUCCUGGCUACCAUCUCACUGCCAGUGCCACUACAGUCUACAAUGACUAAUGUUCAGCUGUACGAUAGGCAUUGUGAGCUUUUAAUCUAUAUACAUGUUACUGUCAAUUUCUCACUAGUACAAUGUAUAGAUCAUGUUUGCACCACUAAUCUAGAGCUGAAUCUGUCUUAUUCUCUUUAAUAGGUUAUUAGAUUUUGGACAUUUAUUAACACACUCCAAUUUUCAUAUAGAAUGUUUAGUGAUGACAGAUUGAACAAAACCCACUCGAUGAUUCAAUUAAUCAAGCAAGUAAAAGUGCUGUGCUUUUGAUUAUUUUUUUUCCUCUAAAUGGCAGAGAAUAGAGCAGUGAGACUACAGGGGCAUGAUCUAUACACUAAAACUGCUUCAUUAAGAUGAAGUUGUUUUGGUGACUAGUGUGUUCCUUUUUAAGAUCUGUUUAGAUGUCUUUUAUUUCUUAUGCUGCAGUAGGCAACCCUGAUGCUUGAUUGAUGAAACAUGCUGGGUAUUUGGUUGUUUCACAAUAAGGGCAAUAAAAUAUCCCCCUCCAAAAAAAACCUAAUGAAAACACUUUGGGUUUCAUAAAUCUAUAAUUGUGGAAAACAUAUAAGUAAAUUUCAUGUUUUAGAUUAAAUGGCUAUUUGACCUGAAAUGUGCUAUUCCCUUGUGUAUUCUCUACAAUCACUGGUUGUGAGUGAAGCCCUUUGACUUUUUUCUUUCCUCCUCUAGUUACAUUGUCAAGUUUUACCUCUCCCCACUUUUUCCUCUGCAGGUGAUUUUACUGUGGUAUACACAGAUGGCUGCUGUUCUCGCAAUGGUCGAUUAAAAGCCCGAGCUGGGAUUGGUGUUUACUGGGGUCCAAACCACCCAUUGUAAGUGAUACAAAUUUGUUUCUGGCUUUUGUGCGAGUGUGGCAAGCCAAUGUUAAAAUCCAUGUGAAUGUAUACAUAUAAUAUUGUGAAGCGUGGUACUUAGUAGGGAUCGACCAAUAUUGAUUGUGGGUUUUUUUUAGAGCAUUUUUUUGAGAGCCGAUAACUCUGAUAUUCUGUACAUUUACCAUUUUGAAAAAAUAAACUAUUUCUAAAGGUAAAUGCACAAAAUAUACAUGCCACAUGUAGUGGACGCAGGGUGUUUAGACAGGGGAGCUGUGUGUGUAUUUGUGUAGUGUGUGUGUGUAUAUAAUGAAUGAAGAGUGUGUGUGUGUGUGUGUGUGUGUGUGUAUAUAUGUAUAUGUAUGUGUAUAUAUAUAGUGUUUGAAUGUAAUUUGUGUAAAGUGGGGUCCCUGUGUACAUAUCUGGGCCUGCGGAGCAUUGCCAGGGUAACUCAUGGCAACGCUCUGCCAGCGGCGGGACUCAUGAGAUUUAGACAGGGAGCUGCUGGAAAGGUAAGUAAGCGCUUGCUUAAUGGGCCCGACGGUCCUGGUAUGUACUAUCUGCAUCUCUAUUGGCCAAUACCGAAUAUCAGCCAGACCAAUAAUCAGUCGAUCCCUAGUACUUAGGAAAGACUUAAUUAUAUAGAAUUGGAGGGCAAGUUUUUAAUUCGUGGGUUCCUUAUAAAUGUUGAAUCUGAAAGGCAACUUGUAUUAAAAAAAAAAAAAAAGUGUGCUAGUUUUAGUGAAGAUACAGGCCAUUUGCUCAUUCUGUAUGGUCACUGGGAUGUGCAAUAAAAGUAUAUGGCUCUGAAGGUGUCAAUAUACCUCACACUUAAACCGCCUUAAGUACUGACACUGAAUGAGAGAAGGUUGUGUACAGAAUACAAAUUAAAAAGUUUUGUUUUAUAAUUACAUUGUGGGUGUAUUCAACCCCCCCCCCUCUAAUAUUUAAACUUUCAUUGCUAUUGAUUCUCAUAAACGGGUAAAAGCAAAGAUAGUACUCUUAUGGGAAUAUUUUAAUUGUGUUUAUUUAGAUGCAGCUGGAAAGCAUUUUGUUCUAGCUUUUUAAAGGGAUACUUAUAAGUGCCAGGAAUACAAAGCCGUAUUCCUGGCACUAUAGCCAGUCUCAUAUGUUGACUUUUUUUUUUUUUUUUUAUACUAAAAGUGAAGCUUGUUAGCUGUAGUUUGUCCACUAAACUUGGCACUCUAAAUCAAACAAGGUCACUCAAGAGCUGCAUGGGUGUACUCUUGGGAAAUCAGUACUGGAUAACAGGGAAAUCUGUACAUGCGCAUGUUGCCAAAACAUCAAUAUAAUUCUUAUCCAUCUUAAUCUUAUUAAGCUUGAAGAUAUUGCUUUCAGAUAUUUUGUUCUUUUUGAAUUCCUAAGUUCACAUUUUGCCUAUAUAGAGUUCCCUGGUAAUUCUCACUUUUUGCAAGUGAUGUCUGUAGAUUGAUUACACGCCAGAGUCUGUGCUCACUCCAACAUCUCUACAUUGCUCAAAGAAUAAUGGGAUUUGAAGUUGAACAGUCUCUAACACAUCAUUCUAGAGUCCCUGAAACUUCAGUGUAUGAAUAUCUGUUUAUUGAGAAUAAAGUUAGAUCACAGUUAGAAUGAAAAAUCUGACUUUUAAACUAUGCAGAAAUGAAUUUCCAUAAGCCCCUCUCACCUUCAUACUACUAUUCGAACUAUUUGUUAGAUUUAAUCCUUUAUGGUGUUUCUCGAUUUUUGACUUGUCUUUCCAUGGGAUUGAUAAUUCUGUGCAUUUCUAUGGUUUACAGGAAUGUUGCAGAAAGACUUGAUGGAAGACAGACGAACCAGAGGGCUGAAAUACAGGUAAAGCCAGCUUGUACUACAGUGUCCUCUUUAUAUUAUUUAUCUGUUUUGGAUUUUAAAGCUAGAAAUAUUUUCCUAAACUUUAGGAGCCAGUGCUAAGGUUAGUAGGCUUUUGCAACAGUCUAUGGCAUUUAAAGGGGGUUUUAUUUGUGGGCGGUGGUGGUUGUUUUAUUUUUUUUAAUUUUUUUUAUUUAUUUUUUUUUAACAUUCAGCCCAGAGCAAAAAAAAACAAAAAAAACAACCUAAUACUCAAAAUUGGAAUACCAGAAGUGUUCCCCCUGAAUGGAAGGGAAAUUAAAGUUAGGAAAGCAUUAAUGUUUGAAUUUAGUCAUGUGUUGAAAAAUAAAAAAACACUACAAAGGAAAACCAAACUUAACAGAUGGAAGCUGUCUUAACUGUGAGUGACCACUCUACUUUUUCAUCAUAUUUUGGUUCAUAGUGACAUACUACACCAUUGCUAUUCUGUCCUUUUUUCUCCUUCCAUGAUACACCCUGAGGAAUAUUUGGCAACUACAAAGAGCAAGAUACAGCUUGUUUAGGUUUGCUGCCUUCCAGCCUCACAUAUACAUAUAUAUAUAUAUAUAUAUAUAUAUAUAUAUAUAUAUAUAUAUAUAUAUAUAUAUAUAUAUAUAUAUAUAUAUAUAUAUAUAUAUAUUUGUGCUCGGAAUUUAAAUACGUGAUGGAUAGUAACUGUGAGCAAAGUUGGUUGUGGUGUGCCGAAACCAACGUACGAGUGGGCCUGUAAAUAAAAGAGGGCCCACCAAGGAUAAUGUAGUUAAAACAGGGUGUAGGUGGGUGGGGACAAUCAGCUGAGCGGCAGCGGUGAGUAGGGGCUGGGAGCUUAAGUAGGGGACUUACUCCUCCCACAAAUUCAGGCCUAAUGGCCUUUCUACUUGUGCUCGGAAUUUAAAUACGUGAUGGAUAGUAACUGUGAGCAAAGUUGGUUGUGGUGUGCCGAAACCAACGUACGAGUGGGCCUGUAAAUAAAAGAGGGCAAAAAGAUAAAUUCGAGAAAAUACACACUUUAUUGCAUUUUUACAAGACCAAGUUUCUGAAAGCUUGGCGAAGCUCUUUCUCUGGUUGCGGAAUAUAUGCGUUAUAUAUGGAGGAUUUCCAUCGCCCGAGCCUUUUGAUGAUGUGGACCGGUGCGUUUGUGCUUGAGGCUGCUGAGGCGGCUCCUAUGCGGAAGGAGUGCCCAGAGAAUGCAGCCGGGUUGUGUCCGAGCUUAGAUAACAGAGUUCUGACAUGAGACAUCAAUUUUGCCGUGGUAAGCGGGUGCCCUUGUAAUGUUAAGAGCGGAGAGUCUGGCAGGUGAGUGUGAAGAGUUGACCGUAGUUGGUCGAGAACUUUCACCGGACACCAGGCAUUAUCAGUAGGGAAGAGAGGAAUUAUUGUAGGAUGUAUUGACCGGUUGGUUUUAGUGGUAGGGAUAGAAAGGAGGUAGUGAUCCUCUACCUUGGUGAGGUGUGAAGUUUUAAGGCAUCGUGCGAUAUCUCCUUGACAAAUCACUGUGAAUUCUCUAGGUCUGAGAAAACCGUAGAAAGCGAGAUAUAUGGCAGAUUUUAUCACCGUAUUGGUGUGGCUAUCAAAUGGGGCUGUGUCAAGGAGAUUGCUAAGUGACCUGAAGAUAGGCCCGUCUAUGGGUAAUCUAGUGCUUGCGAGUGGUGGUGAAACCUUUGAUAUACCUUUCAAUACCUUUUUUAUGGGGUAUGAAGACAAAAAGGGGGUGCUGUUAGGAAAAUUGGUGAGGCUGUGGUGCUGAACCCCGGUGAGGUAAAGUUUAAUGGUGUUGUGUGACAGAUUAAGGUGUAGGUGGCAGAAAGAGGCAAAAGACACCAUGGUUUGGAUAGAAAAGUCACCUUGUAGCCCGAACUCUGCAGUGAAUUUGUUAAAUAUGUUAAGUGCCCUAUUGUAAGUGAUAGCAGUGUUGGGUGAUAAUGCUUGGUGAGUGAGUGAUCUAGCGUGAAGCAAGAGUGUGCUUAAUCCAAUAUUAGUUCGUGAAACCGUGGUGUCCUGGAUGGCUGUUGGUGAGCUGCUGGGAGUGCCUGAGAAAAUGCCUGGAAUCGAGAACGAGAAAGAGCGUCAGCGGCGGUGUUGUGAAUACCCAGGAUGUGAGAACAUACUAAGUGAAACUGAUUGGAUGCUGCCAGCCAGGUCAACUUGCGAAUCAGCCGCAUGAUGGUCAGGGAUGAUGAGCGCCCUUUGUUAAUGAUAUCGCAAGCUGCCGAGUUAUCUGAGUAGCAUUUUACUGCCUUGCCGGACCAGAGAUGACCCCAGGUGUGUGCGGCCGCCACAAUGGGGUAAAUUUCAAAUAGGGUUGAGGUCUCCCUGAAUCCUGGCAAGGCAUCCGUCUCAGUGGGCCAGUGGCCCCUAAACCAGUGGUUCCCGAAAAUGGCUGCGAAACCGGUGUUGGCUGCUGCGUCUGUGUGGAUGAUGGGUGAAGAGGUGGAGAGAGGGGGGAUAAACAUGGAGAUACCAUUUCCAGUCUUUCAAAAACUGGGGGUCCAAAGAAACUGUGCCGGAGUCCAGGACUCCAUGGAGCAGGCAAAGAAGUCUGGAAAUAAAAGACCUUCCCUGCGGAAUGAUGCGCAUGGCGAAGUUCAGAGAUCCAAGAAGGGACUGAAGUUCUCUCCUGGUGCAAACGUCACUCCGCAGGAACGUGUCUAUCUCCCCUCUCAAUCGUGAAAGUUUGUCGUGUGGAAGGCUAGCUCUGAGUUUGACAGAAUCGAGCUCUAUGCCUAAAAAGGUCAACUUUGUUGUGGGUCCUAUAGUUUUGGCUGGGGACAAAGGGACUCCAAGUGUGGAAAAAAGUGGGGUAGUACUAUUGAUUGCUGUGGGUGUUGAUGAUCAGUAGAAAGUCAUCUAGAUAGUGAAUAACGGAGUGACACCUGAUGACGUUCAGAAGCAGCCAGCAUAGUGACUCUGCGAAAAUGUCGAAAAGUUUGGGGCUGCUUCGCGAACCAAAAGUGAGUCGUGUUGAGAAGUAAUAAUACCCUCGCCAUUUAACACCGUGUAAGUGCCAGAGUGAGGGGUGUAUGGGCAGUAAUUUAAAGGCGUUAGUGAUGUCUGUUUUGCUGAGCCAGGGUCGAUUACCAGAUGUCAUGAUGGACUGUAUGGCGUCGUCGAUGGUGACGUACUGCAGAGAGAAUUCGUCUGCUGGAAUGAGUGCGUUUAUGCUUGGAACAAAAGAGGAGUGCGGUGCCGAUAAAUCGAUAAUGAGACGUUUUUUAUUAGAAUAUUUGUGAAUAGCAAUACCAAUAGGGUUAGUGCGCCAGGAGGAAAACGGUGAAGAGGUGAAAGGACCGAUCAUGAAACCGUUUGUGGUUUCUGCGGAAAUGAGAGUGUCUACAGCGACUGGGUCUAAACGUGCAGACUGGAGAUUAGGACAUUCUAGUGUACCUGGUGGAAUGGCUAUUAUGCCUGUGUGAAACCCUUGUGAGAAACCUGUGGUGAGAAAAUCCACUAAGUGCCCGCUGGGGUGAGACCUUAGAUAAAAAACCAGGUUGUCGAUAUUUAUGUCGGUUAGUCAUUUGUUUGGUGACAACCUGGCUGGACACAUGGUCUUGGUAUGUGCCCUGAAACAUAUGGAGCAGAUGUGCAAUAAUCUACAGGCGCUGAAACUGCAGGAGCCUGCGUUGAAAUUAUUGCACACCUGUGCUUUACCUAAAAAGGAGAUGGGCCUACCCAGCUUAUCCCGGAGACCACCCGCUGGCUUGUGAGGGGUGAAAGAGGAGUGAGGUGUGAACGUGGGGUGAGGGGUGAGAGUGGAGGUGGUGGGAUCUGGUUCGACGGGACAUAAGUCCGCCAUGUGGGAUGUAGAAUUACAGAUGGCACAAGCCGGGGGCCUGAGUCCAGCGAAGUGGCGACAGAAAAGUUCAGUGUCCAUCUGACCCCAGUUCAUUCUAAUGUUGAACUGCUUGAGAUGGGUCGCCGCCUUCGCUGAGACUGACUUGUGGUAGUCAUAGAAGGAAGAGCCCCCGUACUUGAUGCCUAGAUCCACUACCUUGUGGAGAUAGAGAUCUAGCUCUUCUCUCCUAUGGGGAUACACCGUGCAAAUGACGUCGCGGUAUAUCCCAAAAGCUAUCACAAACUGUGGGAUAGACAAUUUUUUAUUAAGCCUGGGAUCCCUCGUUUUAAGCACAACAGAAAUGUCACCAUAAUUGUAUGCCUUGUUCUCGAGUACAUCCUGAGAGGCUAUGAGUAAAGACACCAGACACACAUCCUUCCCGUCAAGGAUAUCUUUCCUGAUAGAAUCUGGGACGGAGUGUGCUGGUGACUCGAAAGGUGUGAUGGCUGUGCCAGGUGCUGGAGGGGGGAGUAUAGAGGGACAUGAAGGUAUGACAGGUACAGCCGUGGUAGAGACUGGGACUACGGUGUUAGUACCUGAGGAGGAGAUGGCGCUCUCCACCUUAGACAGCCUGCUAUUGAGGGCCUGUAGAUUGGCCAAGAUAUCUGCCAGGGUAUCCUGGGUGGCCGUGCUGUUACUUGGUGGUUGUCCUUGAGAGCUAGUUCCCGGCCGAGGCUCGGGGACUUGGUGGGUAAGCAGCCUGUAAAGUUCUGCCUUUCUAGCUGUGGCCGGAAAGGGGAUUCCCCUGAGCCUAAGCUCGGCUGUGAUUUUGGGAAUAGUCCAUGCUCUCAAGGACGUGGGGGUUGAAAGAGUGAGUGAUUCGCCUGGAGACACGGGUCUGAUUGGCGUGAAUGGUGCUUCUUCUGUCAGUUCUUCGGUUGGAAUUGGUUCUUGGGACAUUCUAAAAAGGAAUGAUUAUGUGAAAGAUAUAUUAGAAGGGGAGUGAGGUAAGAAGGGGGGGUAUGGGGAGUGGUGUGUCUUGAAGAACUGGACUUUAAUGCUAGAUGCCGAGGCGAAAAACUUAACUAUUGAAUGACUGGAUAGGUGAGGCCCUGCUAAUGCCAAGUGGCGAUGAGAGGCUCUACCUAUGAUUUGGCUUAUGACGUAGGUGCCACAGACGUGGUGGCGGGAUGUUGGCCUCUCGGUGACGAUAAGAGAAAUCAAAACGUGUGGCCGUGACAGGUGAGGCCCUAACUAGAGCCCUGUAGUAAGGCAUGCGAGGCUUAUAACUAUGAUUUGGGCGUGGGGCCGUACCUCCGUGUUGAGGUGGGGUGGGGGUGGUAGGCCUCGCGGGAUCAGAUUUCCUGAUAGGGUGGGCUAAGGCAUUAGCCUGUGCCGUAUAGCCAGUUCGAUAGUAUGCUAAAGGGUAAAGUUAGAGGACUGGAGUGGUGUGUGGAUACUAACCUUGACUGGUCGCAAAUGGUAUCUGGAGCCUCCUGGUAAGUGUAGAGAGUCUUGUCUUAAAUGUUGUCUUUGAGGAAGAAUCCUGGGGGUUUAAGACAGAUGUUGAUGUGUUUAUACGUAUCGUGAUGUCGUAUGAAUAGUAUAGGGAGAAGGUUUGUUAGGGGCACCACGUGAGAUCCUGCAUUGAGGGAUCUGGGAGGUUUAGGUGUAGGAAUGGGAUGAUUUUGGAUAUGAGUGAGAAGGCAGAAUGAGGCCUUGGGGUAGCGAAUGGACGUACUUGAGUAAGGAUGUAAGUACCUGAAGGUAUGGCUGAGUACCGGGUCAGGUUUUUGGUGUCUUCUGAGCCUGAUGGCCGUAUGACCGAAAGUCUGUGUAGACAAGUAGUAAAGAGAUAACGUAUCCUGGGCGUAAGCCUGAGGGAAGGUAGUAAUGGAGUUGAGACCGCGUGAGGUCUAGUAUUGAAAAGAGAGUGAACUAUACCUUUGUUUAAAGUACAGAGAUUGUUUAAUCGUGGCAGGUUAACUGCGUAGAAACGGUGGAAGCUUAGAUUAGUACAGGAUCUAAGGGUUUAACCAAGACAAAUUUCCUAUUUAGCAAUAGAUGUGAAGAUAAUUGAUAAAACCUGAUAAAUCAAGGUGAUAAUAAACCAUACCUGUUCCUGUAAUAAAAGGACCUUGAAAUAACAACUUUAAUGCAGAAAAGCAAGAGACCGAUGCAAUCUGUAAAAGCCAAAAAUGUGACAGCGUGAUUUAUGUGCAAGGAAUAGUACGGAUUAUGUGUAAAGGGUAUAACUUGUAAAUAGUGUUUAAAUGACUUAUCUGAGUGUUAUUUGGAAAGAAUGGUAUAGCUUGAAUUUAGAUACGUAUGAAGUUAAGAACCGUGGUGAACAUUAUGUUUAUUACAGAAAAAUACUUAAAUGGUUUAACAAGGUAGGAAAACACAGGGCUGGUAGUUAACCAUAUAAUGUAACCGCAAACUGAUAUGAAGGAAUAAAUAAUAGUAGGACUGUGAUUAGAACUUAUGCAUGCUUAGUUUAAAAGAAUAGAAAUAACCGAAUGUAAAUUAGUAAGAUGGUGUUUGUGAAUUUAACCAUACGAAUAGGUUAGUGCUGAAAUAACCGAACGGAAAAAGUGAAUACAGAUAAUAAUGAGCAUAAACAUGAAAUAUUCAUUCGGUUGUUUCCGUACGAAAAUGCAUUAAAUGAUAGCGAAAUGAGCCGAACGUUCGUGCGUUUUUUGGCGCGAAUGGAGAUAUUAACGAAAAGCGUGUAUUCGUGAAAAUGCGAAAGAGGGAGCCUACCCCUACGUUUUUAGGCCCGAACGGCGGGGAAAUAGCGAACGCUAAUUCCCACGCCUUGCUUACGUGAACGCGCCGGUCUCGUGACCGGAAGUCGGGUACCUCGACCGGAGGGAAACGGAGUGGAAGGACCUCGGACGGACGGAGGAUUGCACAGGGCGACUGGCUGCUGGAAACAGGUACAGUUCUGGCGGGAAGCUGGACCGGAAGUGCUGGUUGCUAAGGACAAUCAGUUGAGCGGCAGCGGUGAGUAGGGGCUGGGAGCUUAAGUAGGGGACUUACUCCUCCCACAAAUUCAGGCCUAAUGGCCUUUCUACAUGUGUAUGUAUAUAUGUAUAUGUAUGUUUAAACAUUUGAUCUCCCUUUACAGGAAGUGUUUAGGAAGGCUGUGCACUUUGCAGGGAGGUGUGACUAGGGCUGCAUUAACAAAAAUGACUUAACUCCUAAAUGACAGAAAAUUGUGCAGUGAUACUGCAGAGGCAUGAGCUAUACACCAAAACUGCUUCAGUUUUUUUUUUUUGAUGACUAAAGUGUAUGUUUAAGUAUUUCACUGCUAAGAGGCCAUAUUUGUUUUUUUGUUUUUUUUGGGAGGGGAGUUGUAACUAAAGGAGGAUUUAUGCCUGACCACUGCUAUUACAUGCUAUUUACGGUGCUUUAAGUCCUUGAAGAUUUGAGAAAAUGAUGAACUAUUUGAAAGUUGCUUAAAGUUAGAACAAAAAUGUCUUUCCUGCUGCAUGUCGUUUUUUUUGUUUUUUUUUCUUACUUAAAGUUAAUAUGUAUGUGCAUAUAUAUGUACCUGUGUUGUUUGAAGAUGAAAGCUUGGUUUCUUUCAGGCAGCAUGCAAAGCAAUAGAGGUGGCAAAAUCCCAAAAUAUCACAAAACUUGUUCUUUACACAGACAGCAUGUUUACAAUAAACGGUAAGCAGCAAACUAUGGAAUUCCUUUUUUAUUAUAAUUGUGGAGUUUCCUUUUUUUUUAUUUUUUUUUUUGGUUUUUCACUUUUUUUUUACUUUUUCUUUUAGGUAUCACUAAAUGGAUCAAUUCUUGGAAGAGUAAAAACUGGAAGCUUAGCACAGGGCAAAAUGUUAUUAACAGAGAAGACUUUGAAAAGCUUGAUAAACUAAUUGAGGGAAUAGAAAUUAAAUGGGUAAGCGCAUGAUCAGUUAAUUUAAUGUUAAACAAGAAUAUUACUAAUAUAGGUACUGUAUUUGUGUGUGUGUGUGUGUGCACCUAAUCUAAUUUAAUGAAUUACCAAAUAUCUGGUUGCCGUAAAAUGUCAGAGAUAUUAUGUUAUUUAUAUAGCACCAACAAAUUCCGCAGCCCUUUACAAUGGGUGGACGAACAGACAUGUAGUUGUAACCAGACAAGUUGGACACAAAGGAACAGAGGGGUUGAGGGCCCUGCUCAAUGAGUUUACAUGCUAGUGGGAGUGGGGUAAAAUGACACAAAAAGGUAAGGAUCGUAUUCGACUAAUGACAGUUACAAGAGAGGAAUCAGUCGGGUGCUAUUAAUAGUUUAAUUGAUACGCUUUUAUGAAGAAGUGGGUUUCCAAUGAUUUUUUUUUGAAGGAGUGGAGACUGGGUGAGCAUCUUACUGAGGAGGGAAGCAAGUUCCACAGGAACGGUGCAGCCCUCGAGAAAUCUUGAAGGCGUGCAUCAGAGGUGGGAGUACGGACAGAAGAUAGACGUAAGUCUUUAGCAGAGCGUAAGGGUCUGGAGGGGGCACAUACUUGUGUAGUAGGGAGGAUAGAUAGGUGGGAGCAGAAAUACUCCAAUCCAUUGUUUAUAAUCUCAAUUAGUUACAAAUAUACAUUUUAUGGUGACCUCAACAUGUAUGUAUGUCCCAGUGCUGCCUUUACAGUAAAGUCCUCUGUGAAAAUCUGUAGGAGUUGGAUCUGGACCGUAUUGGGCAUUGUAACAGAAUAUAUAUUGACUUAUACAUUUUUCCCUGUGUUUUAGAUGCACAUACCAGGCCAUGCUGGAUUUAGUGGAAAUGAAGCAGCUGAUAGACUCGCUCGUGAAGGCGCUAAGAAGUCACUUGAAAUAGAAUAGGUCUUCAAACUCCUGUUUGGGCAUAAACUCCAAUAAACUUGCUUUGAGCUCUACUGAAUAUUUUAAGACUAAAGAAGACCUCUGGUUUAUCUGUAUAAUCACUUUCCUGAAAGAGAAGAUCAACACCAAUCUGAUAUCUGCAACCCAUACAGCAACAAUAAUAUUUAUAUAAAUGCAUGAAUGUUUUACAAUUUAGCAGAAUAUCAACAUUUUCCAGUUUAAUUCACUCUAAUAAGCAAAACAUGCAUUGGCAAAUUUUGGUUUUGAAUGUGCUGGGCAAACAAUUUUUGUGCACAUCUCCCACUCUGCCAUCGCACCCUUCCCCAUUGAAAAUUUUGAAUAGAAAUUAACUGUGGAAUAUGUGCUAUAGACUCUCCAGGCUUGUGACUAUUAGAACUGGUUGGUAGCGUAAGGCAUGACAUUUUGAGAGAGAGGUAAGUGUGUCCAUAUUAGUAAGGCUUUACUGACUGAUGUAUAAGAAAUUUUAUGUAAUUUUCUUACCGAUUUAAUGGAAUCCAUAAAUGUAUGUUUUGCUCAAUUAGUACCUUGAAAUAUGGAGUUUCAUUUUGUACUUUUCCUUGAAUUGUUUUCUGGCAGCUUUAAUGAGGCUAUUGUAUAGUGGAUGCUUUAAAGCAAAUUAUUAUUUUUUUUAAUAACAUUCUUUAAAUAUUCAUUGUGUAAAAUUUUAAUUUAUUGGUUUCACGUCUAGUUUGCCUGUAAAGCAAUUUGCCAAUACACUAGAUGUCAAAAUAACUUUAUUUUAUACUUUGUUUCUGUAAUUCAUGAUGAUUUCUAUGAACGGGUACCAAUUAUGCAAGAAACAGGACAAAUACAAAAAGAAUUAAUUAAUUAGUUUUGCUCAGUUUUAAAGAGCACCUAUGAUGCAACAGGUCAGGUGUACCCAAGAGGUAGAUUCCACCCCCCCCCCCAAGAGGUUGUAAAACUACAAUUUUCAUUUCCGCAGCUGUGAAGUAGUGGUGGAUCGGCAGUAUACUAGUGUGCUUUUUAAUUUUUAAAUCAGGCAGCUGAUUCUCAAAGCGUUACAGGGAGAAGGAUAUAGUACCUCCGAGAAUUCAGCAGUGAGAAGCAGGCUUACUCCUGCUAGCCCAUACAAAUAUUGUAUCAUCUUGACUAAGCAGAGGGGUGGGCUUUAGGUAGGCAGGAGAUUCCGGAGUGAAAACUUUAGCAGGCAACAGGUUACCAUGGGGAGCAUUAAGUAUCAAACCUGCUGAUAUCUUCAUUGACAUGUGCUUUUUACAGCACUGUAUCUGACUAGUAAUGACUACUGCUAAAGUAUUGACCAAGUGAAGUUUGUCAAAACUAUUGAAAGUGUUGGAAAAUAAUUUUGGAAGAAAUUAAAUUUAAAGAUACAAAGCAGAAACUGUUCAUGUAAGGAUUUUCAUUAACGAACUUGCUAACUUCUGCAAGGCAGUUAACUGCAGGUAAAUUUAAAUUAAUCAGUCAGAAAUGUAGGCACAGAAAGAAUGUCAUUUCUAAUGGUCUCAAUGGCAAACCAAUUAAACACAGAUUAAAACAAAUAAAAUGCAUUCAUUAAUUUGCAGUAUCAAAGCGGAGUAAGCUAUAUUGACCAUGUUUCAUGGAGGUAAUACCACCAGCCUUGCUCUUUGUCCACAGGGACUACUGGC